Molecule: messenger RNA, 2136 nt
Organism: Saccharomycopsis crataegensis
Lineage: Eukaryota; Fungi; Ascomycota; Saccharomycetes; Ascoideales; Saccharomycopsidaceae
Exons: 1
Coding region: 1-2136 (711 amino acids)
Source: RefSeq, a predicted model, not a curated record
AUGAAGUUGAAGUUGGAAAAUGAAUACUUGCCAGUGGCCAAUGCUCCUAAAUGGCAAACCAACCCUUCCAGUAGAAGUCGGUGCUCCUUGAUAAGAAAGUGCAUUACUUAUCCAGCCAUCCUCAUCUUAUCAGUGUUAUCUGUCUACCAACAUGUUUAUGGUGAACUACCAUUCUCAAGAUUCUUUUUGGUGAACCACGAUGUGUCCAGCCAAAUCAAUCAUUCAUUACAUCAAUUGGAUUCUGGGGUGCCAUCGGGCUCCACUACCGACGCUGAAGGUCCAGAGUAUCAUGAAAUCUUUGAAGUCUCCGUCCCGGCUGUGGAUUAUGGCGUUCCAGUAUAUUCUGAAGUGGUCUUGGAUGAUUAUAGUUUCGGAAACUCUUGGGGAAAACCUGCUAUGGUCGGCUAUACCCCUCCAGAAGAUUUGGAUUUCAAUAGAGUGGUUGUCAAUAUCAGCACGGUUGUCAGUGGGGUGCAAUACGAUAGAUUGGCACAUUUGUACUUGAGUGACGUCCAAAUUUGGAGAACUUCCACUGCAGAACCUGGUGGCAAGUCGGUUAUCUCCAACAUCACGAAAGACGCUAGUGAUUAUCUUAGUCUUUUCAAAAAACCUGGGAAGUUGGUUUAUCAAUUGGAUAACUUGGUCAAUAAUAAACUCACCGGGAUUUUCAACGUCACCAUCACUGUUCAUUACUACAAUUAUAAUGGUGAUGCCAUGGUGAGUUCUUUGGGCUCAUCAAUGCUCAAAUCAUUUGAAUCAUCUGUGCUUCCAUCACAAGCCAAUUCUUCAUUACUUAAUCAAAUUAAACUGAUUUAUUCCGUAGUGUAUGGUCCACCAUCUACGAUCACUCCACUUACUGGCAACAACGAUGGUACUCCAUUGCGCUACUUACCAAAUGACGAUGUUUCUUAUACCCUUUCUCCACUUUCCAGAAAAACCAUUGCCGCAUCAGCUAGGGUUCAUGUCAGUGGUAAUGCUGCUGAAGAAUUCUGGUAUUCCAACGUCCUUGAUGAAAAUGUCCAUAAAUUCGAGAGUCAUGGCCAUCAUUUGCUCGGUAAAGGCCCAGUGCGGGUGUUGAAGUUCUAUCUCAAUGAUCAGCUCGUGGCCAUUGAGGCCCCUAAACCGGUGAUCUUCACCGGAGGUAUUUCUCCUAGUCUUUGGAACCCUGUUGUUGGUACUAAUGCGUUCGAUUUGGGGGCUAUUGAUAUUAAUUUAACUCCUUAUUUGCCAUUAUUGUGGUCUAAGACUAACAAACUCACGGUGGAAGUGGUUACAGGCACCCAGCACGCCACAUUGUCUUUCUUUAGCGAUGAUGAUCUGGGAAUCACCGUUGAGCCAGAAAUCACUCCUGGCAACAACUGGAUAGUUUCUGCUGCGUUAUUUGGUUGGGAAAACCCUGAUAUCACUUUUGCUUCGGGGUUGGUUCCUAACGCUACUGUAGUGAGCAAGAAGGAAUUUGCCAUGAACUUGGGGAGAUUCAAACCAUCGCAGGCUAAUCAAAUCAUUAGCUACUCUGAGUCGGUGUACGGGGUGGGGAUUUUACAACUUGCCACUUCACAAUCGCCCAAACCUAUUGAAUUUGGAUUGAACUCCAGUGCUAGUGUGAAAUUCAGCAACGUGCAAAACUACAAGAAGUUUGCGGAUGUGGAAUCUACGGUGAGCACCAUUAAAAACAACAAAAAAUUCAGUUUGCUCGAUCCUUCAACCAAUUUCACUACCUCGCUUGCCACCGUGGGGAAAAAAGUGAGUUAUGUUUCGGUGUUCAACUUGGAGAUCACUAUGGGUCCAACCAUCAGUUACGAUGUGAGUCUAGUCCAAGUUGAAGAGUCCAAGGUCAAGGCGAACGGCAAUAAUUUGUAUAAUGUUGGGAAAUCUCAAAAUGGUUCGAGCUUGUUUUUCUUAGACCCAAAGGGAAACCAUGGUACCGGGAAGUUGGAAACCAAAAUCAAGGCUAAGAUUCCAGGAGCUGCUGAUUAUCACAGAAAAGUUGUUGCCGAAAAUGGCACGAUUGUGGAGGAUGAAGUCUUGGAGUUUGAAGAAGUUGAUGCCAAGAACUGGGAAGAUGAUGAGCAUAUAAUCGAGAUUGAGAGAUUAACUGAGGCCUUGAUGGAGAUUGAAGAAGCUCAAUUACUUUGA